CAUUUCUCAGUUACCUCAGUUUCCCUCCAAAUGAGGGGCGAAAGCCCCCGGCUGGAAGGAUACUGAGGCUCGAAGUCGGCCCGGUGGCUGCCUGGCAGAGGCGGCCGUCUCCGAAGGGGCGGGGCUUAUCCUAGCCCCACCCCUGGGGCCCGCCCCCUCCUCAGAGCGCUCAGUCUCAGCUCUCUGACCCGCGCGCUGCUGUCAGUACUGCGGGCUUUGGGCUAUGGAUGCCCCCGGGACCCCGGCCCACACCGCCGCCCCAGGCCUGGGUAGGAAGGAGCUGAAGAUCGUGAUCGUGGGCGACGGCGGCUGCGGCAAGACUUCACUGCUGAUGGUGUACAGCCGGGGCUCCUUCCCCGAGCACUACGCCCCAUCUGUGUUCGAGAAGUACAAGGCCAACGUGACCGUGGGCAGCAAGGAGGUGACCCUGAACCUCUAUGACACCGCCGGGCAGGAGGACUACGACCGACUGCGGCCCCUGUCCUACCAGAACACCCACCUCGUGCUCAUCUGCUAUGAUGUCAUGAACCCCACCAGCUUUGACAAUGUCACCAUCAAGUGGUUUCCUGAAGUCGCGCAUUUCUGCCCUGGGACACCCAGGGUGCUCAUUGGCUGCAAGACAGAUUUGAGGAAGGACAAGGAGCUGCUGCGGAAGCUGCGGGUGGCCCAGCUUGAGCCCAUCACCUACCUGCAGGGCCUGAGCACCUGUGAAAAGAUAGAAGCUGCCCUCUACCUGGAAUGUUCCGCCAAGUUUCGGGAGAACGUGGAGGACGUCUUCCGAGAGGCCACCAAGGUUGCCCUCAGUGCUCUGAAGAAAGCACAGCGGAAGAAACACCACCGGCCGUGCCUGCUGCUCUGACCCCUGCAAGGCGGGCCAUACGGUCCUCGGAACAGAACUGACAGGGCUCAGGUGCCCAGGCUGCUCCCUGGAUCCUGCCCCUCCCCGUUUUCAAAGGGCACUUAGGGUUGGGCGUCUCCAAUGCCUGGUGUCUGAAGCCUGUGGCGAGACUCUUAGAACAUUCUGGAGCUCCCUCUUUUCCCAGCUGGGGCUCUGACCAUGAACUCACCUCUGGGGUCCCACGGGAGCUGUGGCCUGCACAGUGGUGGGUGAGGGUGCCUGACUUAGUCCCUCUGUACCCUAGAACUGGCAUUUGUCCCCAGGACUCAGGAGUGCCUCUUCACACCUUCCCCCCAGCCAUACGUGUCCCCCUUUGCACUCCAAUAAGGUACUGAAAGCCUGUGCUUGAAAUGACAAACUACACUGGAUAUGUGGGUAAAUGGGGAUUUGGCAGCAGUCCCCACGGCUCCCCCAAGCCUGCUGCUCCCUGGGCUCCCGAGAUAGGCACAGCUGCAUCCUCCAGCUUCUUGCUUCCUUCCCCCAGGAACUCUGGGGUCACGAUGGGGCUGGGCCUAUCAGGAGAACACAGGCAGCAGCCUAAAUAUGGGGGCCAGCACCACACCCACCCACUCUGCCCUUCUGCCCCACACAGAGGACAAUCGCAGCCUUCGCCUCUGCUGCCAUCUUUUAAGAGCUGAGCGCACACACGCAAGACAAGAACCUCUCAGAAAGCAAAACAAACACCCUGGACCACCCACCUGACCCCAGCUCAGGGUCUCCUCACCUGCAACACCCCCCACUGCUGGAUACGCGAGAUGAAAAGUGACAUCAGCCCCUGAUCUUGGGCAGGUCAGUUCUCUCUACAGACUGUUUGCCUGUCUGCAAAAGGAUGGCACCGGCUCAUUUAAAUAGUCAUCAAGCUCCCCCCUGCCCCUCACAGCCACCAUUUCUGUCAAGAUGUGUUCUGGAGCCUAGACCAUCCCGGCCUCCUUUAAGAACGGACUUCAUCGAUCCCCUGCCGCAAAUGCACUGAACAUUGUUCCAGAAGGUCGGGAGUUGGGGGAACCAGGAGUUUUUAAACAAGUGCCCCCGGUGAUUCUAAUACCCCAAAGACCGAGAGCUGCCUGGUUCCUGAGUGGGCUCAGGUGUCAGCGUUACCUAAGGUGGGAUGAUGGCUUAAGGCCUGCCUCAGCCGCCGCCCUGCCCACUGUUGUGACCCCACUAAGCCUGAGCCUCUCUAAAGUCAACGCUAGGGAGAGAUUUCUGAAGUCCACCCCACCCCACUGACAUUCCCCACGACCCUGCCAUGCCCUGGGGACACAACAGCAUGUUCAUACCAAGGACCUCUUAUUCUAGCAGAAUCCAAGGCCUUGUGGACAAAUGAUGGUGUAGGACAGAGAUGAGCAAACUAUGGCCUGUGUGCCAAAUCUGGCCGCUGUGUGUUUUUGUAAAUAAAAGUUGUAUUAGAACACAGCCAUACCCAUUCAUUUAUGCAUGGGCUGCUUUUGCCCUAUAACUAACUGUAGGCUAAAGUAGUUGUGACAGACCAGCUGGCCUUCCAAGCCUAAAAGUUACCAUCUGGCCCUUUACAGGACAGGUUUGCCAACGCCUACUCUAGGGCAAACCCAGGUACCUAAAGGGCCAGAUGGGAGGCCCAAAGAGUGAAGUAGGGCAGGGACGAAAGGGAAUGGUGGGGCCUGCGGCAAACCAGAGAGUAAGCCCACCACCCUAG
Messenger RNA from Rhinolophus ferrumequinum (greater horseshoe bat), 2570 nucleotides. RefSeq names its product ras homolog family member F, filopodia associated (gene RHOF). Gene Ontology annotation, biological process: cell migration; small GTPase-mediated signal transduction. The transcript is spliced from 5 exons. The record is from RefSeq and is a predicted model, not a curated record. NCBI's taxonomy places the organism in Eukaryota, Metazoa, Chordata, Mammalia, Chiroptera, Rhinolophidae. The coding region runs from base 224 to 859 and encodes 211 amino acids. Gene Ontology annotation, molecular function: GTPase activity; GTP binding.